Messenger RNA from Drosophila innubila, 2504 nucleotides. It is a transcript of the gene Atac3, whose product is annotated as ankyrin-2. Gene Ontology annotation, molecular function: protein binding; transcription cis-regulatory region binding. Lineage: Eukaryota; Metazoa; Arthropoda; Insecta; Diptera; Drosophilidae. Gene Ontology annotation, biological process: positive regulation of transcription by RNA polymerase II. Gene Ontology annotation, cellular component: nucleus. The transcript is spliced from 10 exons. The record is from RefSeq and is a predicted model, not a curated record. The coding region runs from base 126 to 1964 and encodes 612 amino acids.
ACAACACAAAUGAUCAUUGUAAAGUUACAAAUUUUGUUGUGCUUUUUUUUAUACCACAAAUAUUUACAAACAAGUUAUGUUAUUUGAGCGUUUGCGAGUGCUGCUGAAAGAGUUUGCCUGCUAAAAUGCACAGCGCUGCUGGAGGAACGGCCACGGGGAACAGCAGCAAAGUUGUGGCCACAUUGAGAGCUGAUGGCAGUGUGGCAAUGGAGGCACAAUCCCUUACAAACCUCAACAUCAACCAGCAACUGUCCAAUUUGUUAAAUUAUGAGAUUCGUACGGAGAAUGAGUUGCUGCUGAAAAAGGGAAAUGCGCCCGGACCAACGACAGUUGUGGACUUGGGCAAACAAUUGCUACAAUGUGCACGGGACAGCGAUGUGUCCGGCGUAAAGACGGCGCUGGCACACGGUGCACCCUUUGCCUCCGAUUGGCUGGGCAUGUCCGCUUUGCAUUUCGCUGCCAUGAACAAUCAACUGGAAAUCUGUGAGAUUCUAUUGCAAGGUGGCAUCAACAUGGAUGCCAAAACAAAAGUGGAUCGCACCCCUUUGCAUUUAGCCUGCUACUACGGACACGAGCGAAUCGUUAGCUUACUGCUCGCUCUCAAGUGUGCCGUGAAUGCACGUGAUAUGCUUCGCAUGACACCACUGCACUGGGCUGUGGAGAAGCGACACAAGAGUAUUGUUCGCAUCUUGCUUAAAUGCCAGGCGGAUGUCACAUUGAUAUCCAAGUUUGGCAAGACGCCAAUCGCCUUGGCCGUAUUAACCGAGCAGGCGGACAUUUUGGCCGAGCUGGAGGCAGCUCGACAAUCGCAGGCCAGCCGCAAGUUUAACGAGGAAACGGAGAAAGAAACCAGUGAAGCAGUUAAUUCAAUUAUGGAUGAUCCCAAGUCAAUGAAAGGUCUAGACGAUGCCGACAUGUCGGUGGAGGAUAAGAUGGACGUACUGGAAAACCUACGCGGCCACACAAAUAUGCUCGGAAAUUCGGCAUUGAAUAUGUUAAAGACGCACGGCAUUGCAGACAUGAUGCAGGACAAUCAAAUUGAUGAUGAAGCAUCGAAAAAGAUGCUUAAUACGGCACUACGAAAUGGAAGACAGCUGGUUCUCUCCGAGGGUGGACGUAUGCUGUUGCAUGAAACGAAUCGUGGAUCAAAUGUGAAACAAAGUACAAAUGGAAAUAUCAACAAUAAUUUAAGAAAGAACACAAUCGGCUUACAUCCCAGUACAAAUCAAACUGCCCACAAUAUAUCACCGCAAAAAAUCCGUAUGAAUGUCAUCAAGCAAAAGGAGACACCGUCACCAAGUCCUGCGGGUGGCGUUACAAAAAACAAGAAUAUAAGGAUCAUCUCGUUGACCGACUUUAAGAAACUUUGCGAUCAACCCAAAUCAAUACAGAAAAUACCUUCAACGCUUGCAAGUUCUGGAGUGGUGCGCCAACUUGCCGAUGGUACUAAGCUGGUUAACAUGCGACAGUUGCAAUCUCGUCAGUUGAAGCUGCCAACAGUGGCCAGAACUGUGGAAAGUGUUAAUCCAGAAGAUCAACAGCAACUGCUGAGCGAAUCCAUGAAUGCAACGCCAACACUCAAUCCCGCGACGACAAGCACACUGCGUGGUCAAGUGGGAACUGUGCAGACAAUACAGUUAAGGCCAUCGCCAACAGCGGCAACUCCAGUGGGAGCCACAAACAAUGGAACUAUCCAUAAAUCUCCAGGAAAUACCACAAUGCGUUCGAAUUUGCGUGGCGGCAGUGAAGUGAAUGCAACAAAGGGUCCCAAUGUGAUGCCAUUGUUGACAUCCUAUGAAAUAUGUCGACAGCUGCAGGAGCUGCGACGGCACAAUGAUGAACUGCGUCGUCGGGUGGAAGUGGUGCAGAAGGAAAAGGAGGAUAUGCUACAGCGAAUCGAACGUUUGGAGCAAUUGCUGAUGGUUCGUGAAUCCGACGCGGAAAUGGAUUAUGUGGACAUUUAGCGAAGGAUUAGUUUAUUUCGUACUUUGUAAAUAUUCAUAACAUUAUAUGAUAGUAAACAUACUUCAAGUAGUGGAUUAACUAUUUAUACAUUUAAGUUUCAGGUUUAAGAAAACGAAAUCAUUAACAUUUAUGUCUAAGUUGCUGUAUUGACUGCUUCCGCACGUGUUGGCCUACAUUUUGCUAAUAGCAACAUAAUUAUUAUGAACUAAUUACAAUACUUAUUAAUAUUAAGCUAGACGAUAAUGUUCAAGUUUAAAUGUUACAUAUAUAUAACAAAUUUUGUAUGAAAUCCAUGGCAUUUUGUCAAAUGCGUAUAGUACGAACGAUUUUACAUUAUGUAUAUGUAUAUUUUUUACAUUUGUUAUGUUCAUGUUUUAUCGUUUGUGCCAGCUCGAUGUUUAUUGUUAUUUGUAUUUUCCUUUAUUAUCGGCUCUGUCGAUAUACUUUGUUAUGUAUUUAAAAGAUAUAGUUAUCGAUAGGUAUCGGCGGUAAAUUACAUGUGAAAGGGGGUGGCGACCCUAAAUUUUAGAUCAUAAAGA